GGCCCUGAGUGCCGAGUACACAGCAGUCCGGGCCGGUCGGCCGCUCGGUGACGCCGCUGCUCCCCGCCCCGCCCGACCCACCCUCGGACCGGGAGGCGCGUCUCCCUGCCGCCGCACGGGGUGGGGGAGGAAGUGGGCCGGCAGCUCGGGGCCAUCUGGGAGGGAGGCGGGGGCGGCCAGUUGCAGAGUUCCCGCCCCGGACGACGACGAGGCGGCAGCCGCGGUUGAUUAUGGAAGAUUCCCACAAGAGUAACGCUUCAGAGGCAGCACCUCCAGCUGGUUCAGCAGUUCAGGGAGCGCACAUUUCUCAACAGGUAUCAUCUUUAUCUGAAAGUGAGGAGUCUCAGGACUCGUCGGACAGCAUAGGCUCCUCCCAGAAAGCCCACGGGAUCCUGGCACGGCGGCCGUCUUACAGAAAAAUUUUAAAAGACCUAUCUUCUGAAGAUACACGGGGCAGAAAAGGAGACGGAGAAAACCCCGGCGUGUCCGCCGUCACGUCUAUGUCGGUGCCCACAUCCAUCUAUCAGACGAGCAGCGGACAGUACAUUGCUAUUGCCCCAAAUGGAGCCUUACAGCUGGCCAGUCCAGGCACAGAUGGCAUACAGGGCCUGCAGACAUUGACCAUGACAAAUUCGGGCAGUGCUCAGCAAGGGACGAUUCUCCAGUAUGCGCAGACCUCUGAUGGACAGCAGAUUCUUGUGCCCAGCAACCAGGUGGUGGUGCAGACUGCAUCGGGAGACAUGCAGACAUACCAGAUCCGGACCACACCCUCAGCUACUUCACUGCCACAGACUGUGGUGAUGACGUCACCGCUGACACUGACAUCUCAGGCAGCUAAGACAGAUGACCCCCAGUUGAAAAGAGAAAUACGGCUGAUGAAAAACAGGGAAGCUGCUAGAGAAUGUCGCAGAAAGAAGAAAGAAUACGUGAAAUGCCUGGAAAAUCGAGUUGCAGUCCUGGAAAAUCAAAAUAAAACUCUAAUAGAAGAGUUAAAAACUUUAAAGGAUCUUUAUUCCCAUAAAAGUGUUUGAUUCUUGAGAAAGAAAAUAUUUUUGUGGACUAAAAGUUAGUUGGAUUUCUUUUUAGUGGAGUUGUAUAAAUUAAAAGGUCAAAAGUGAAGCUUUUUAUUUAGGUUUUUUGCAUUGCAAGAGAUCGACUGAAAGAAGAUUAAAUGGAAAACGACUUCAAGGAAGCCAGGGGCGCCACUGGAAGCCGAGGGGCAGUCACACUCAAGAGCACAGGACAAGAUGGAGGGCAGCAAACUGAAUUUCUAAAACAGUUGACCCUGUAGGCUUGCAUUUUUUCCUGUUUCCUCAAAUUUACCUUUUUUGGUUGGUGUGAGUGUGUGUUGUGUGUUUCAUUUCUGCUAAUAAAUUCUAAAUUACAGUUGUAAAAAAGAACCUUGGUAUGUUCCUAAAGGAUAAAUUAUGUGUUGUGAUUAUGUGUGCUUGUCCACCGUCAGUGUGAUGUUGACCUGAGAGGUUGGCGAAGCGGGCUAAGCAUUGGCAGAUCCCGCACAGGAGCGAAGUGCCUGAGGGAGGAUGGUGAUUUUAUAACUUUUUUUUUUUAUGAAAAUGGAAAGAAAAACUGUUUAGUACUUUGAUAUUUUUCAAUUGUUUCUUGCGCAUUCUGGCAAUGGUGAUUUUCUACAAAUAUAUAAUAAUUUUUUUUCAAUUAUUCUGUAUGCAGUUGAAUAUCCAUUACUUACUCUAUUGUGCUUUAAUAGAAUGGAAUGUUUACAGGCCUUGAAAAUAUUAUUUUAAAAAACCCUGAAGAUGCAUACCAAAGUUUUUCCAAGAGAAUUUUAUAGUCAAUUUACUGUAAGGUUUCUUAGAUCCUAAAAUAGUAUGGUAAUUUUAUGUUAGAGACUAUUUUGUAUGUUAGUGAAUGGUACCUUUAUAAAAAAAGUGACUGCCAAUAUAUUUUUAUAGCUGAUCUUUAUAAAUUCUAAUAUUGAGUUUUUAAUGAUUAUUUUAAAUGUUUAUAUAGUUUGUUUAGUAAAAAAUUUACAUCUCAAAGUAUCAUUUUUAUAUUACGAGAAGUUUUCAGAUUGGCUAAUAUUUUAAUUGUAAGUUUUAUAUACAAUUUAUCUAAAGUUAAAAAUGCCAUAUACCAGUGUUUAACCUCUGUGUUCCAAUUUGUAUACUCUUUGAAAUUGUACUGCAAGAUUAUUGUGUGCUUAAUACAAUAUGUAUCAUAUUGUCAAAGAAAUUAAAAAAUUGGAUGAAAUCAA
This is a messenger RNA of Ochotona curzoniae (black-lipped pika), 2233 nucleotides long. It is a transcript of the gene ATF1, whose product is annotated as activating transcription factor 1. Gene Ontology annotation, biological process: regulation of transcription by RNA polymerase II. Gene Ontology annotation, molecular function: RNA polymerase II cis-regulatory region sequence-specific DNA binding; DNA-binding transcription factor activity, RNA polymerase II-specific; protein binding. The record is from RefSeq and is a predicted model, not a curated record. Gene Ontology annotation, cellular component: ATF4-CREB1 transcription factor complex; nucleus. The transcript has 7 exons. The coding region runs from base 231 to 1031 and encodes 266 amino acids. NCBI's taxonomy places the organism in Eukaryota, Metazoa, Chordata, Mammalia, Lagomorpha, Ochotonidae.